AUGGGCGAUGGGGAGAGAGUUAUCUUGAAUGUCCCCUCUAGAUCUCCUUAUCCCACUGCUACUAUAAAACUUCUGGCUGCGCUGCCAAAGCUAGAGGCGCUGGAAUUGCGCCUAUUACAGCCGAAGCCAAAGUUAAUAGAGAUAAAGCGGGAACAUCGUUAUAUAUUAGCUCGUGGACUGGAAGCAUUAAGCUUCUCCUCCCUCAAAAGCCUAUGCAUAUAUUAUGAAUACCCAGAACCUUACAAUCAUCAUUUUCUUCCUGGGAAUCUACAUGAACCGAGAACCUCACCAGUCGAUAGCCUAAAUAUUGCUCUACAUAAAUUAUCACAGAUUGCUCCACUUACUAUCCUUAAGCUUACUGGAGGUUGGGUGGUCUCACCAGAAUUAUUUUGGCCUAUAGAAAGCGAAUCUACUCCGUUUUGGCCUACCUUGGAAUACUUGGAGAUUGAGCCAAGUAUUGUAACUCCAGAUGGCAAAUACUACUAUACGGGCGACCCAGACUCUAUACCAAUUGACCCCCAAGACCUGAAUUAUGGCCUUACUGAUCCAUCAUCCGAUGAAGAAUUAUCAUCUAAUAAAGAAUAUAUAGGUGUUUCAAUUACUAGUUCUAAAAGACAAGAGCGUGAUAAGCGGCUUAAUGGCUUAGUGCCACAACAUAUAUAG
This is a messenger RNA of Nannizzia gypsea CBS 118893, 663 nucleotides long. RefSeq lists its product as hypothetical. Bases 1 to 663 code for a protein of 220 amino acids. The record is from RefSeq and is a predicted model, not a curated record. The transcript is spliced from 3 exons. NCBI's taxonomy places the organism in Eukaryota, Fungi, Ascomycota, Eurotiomycetes, Onygenales, Arthrodermataceae.